Macadamia integrifolia is the source of this 1050-nucleotide messenger RNA. RefSeq lists its product as uncharacterized. The coding region runs from base 398 to 859 and encodes 153 amino acids. The transcript is spliced from 2 exons. The record is from RefSeq and is a predicted model, not a curated record. Lineage: Eukaryota; Viridiplantae; Streptophyta; Magnoliopsida; Proteales; Proteaceae.
ACCGACUGACACCCUCUACUUUCCAACUUUUUCUUUUUUCUUUAUGGAUAAUAAGUCCCAAAAUUUUCAGAGACUAUUGAGAACAUGGAGAGAAAUUUUCAUGGAAGAAAACAGCAAAAAGACGAAAUAUCUGUACAAACCUUGACGAAUCUCUCUCUUUCUCUCGUAUAAAGACAAAGAAAGGAGCGGCGGAUUAAGACUGUUCUACCGACAAGGAAUCACGUUUCUACUAUAUAAGAGCAAAGAAAAAUUAGACACAUACCUGAUUUCGAAUUCCUCGCCAUUUCCCACACUAACUCACACCGAAACAGAGAGAAAGCAGAGCUGCGAAACCACUGAAAUCUCGACCAAAAUUUUCAUCUUUGAUCCUUCAAAACCCAGAAGAAAGCACAAAAUCAUGUUACCUGAUCGCGAAAACCUCUUCCGAUCAUUCACAUUCUUCGCGAUCAUCGUCAUUUCGAUGUUGUUGACAGUGGAGACUCGUUACCUGCGGCCAUCCGAUCACGGCAUCGAUUAUCAGAACAAUACUACAGAAGUUGAUUCGCCGGAGAUGAUGUCAUUCUUCAAUGGAGAUUCAAAGGAGUUACCGGAAGCGAAGAACUCGAGCGAGCCACCGUGGAGGAGUAUCGGAACUCCGGCGACGAUUCUGAGGAGAGAUGAUGGAAGAGGGAAAGAUAGAGUGAGAGAGACGUUAUUGAUUGCCAGCUUGGCAUGUGGGACCGUUGGUAUAGCUUUUAUGGUUGCAGCUGCUUUCCUUUAUAUGUUUCAGCAGCGACGGAGAUCAUCGUCAUCACCAGUACCACUACCACUACCACCAUCGUCGUCCAAUUCGUGUAAGGAGAUUGUGGUUCGUGAGUGAUCUUAGUUAGAUUCUAAAUUAAUGGUUCUGGGGAUUUCAUUGGUGAGGAUCUAUGGUAAGUUGAGUGUUGUAAAGAGCCUUGGGCUGGUGGUGGCAAGACGUACUUGCUGCCAAGUAUUUUUCAUGGCUUUAGAUUGUAAUGGAAUAUUUGGCAUCAUAUUAAUCUAAAUUGUUCAUUGAAUUUUCAGAAA